AUGGGGUACCGCCUUUUGACCGAAGACAGCAACAUAAGGGGUCUGUGGCGUGCUCCGGCAGCAGCGUGGGAGUCAGAGCCGGCGCAGAAGAUACGAGGCUUGAAUAAGAGAUGGGUCAUCCUCCUGGUCUCCAUCGUGCUUGCGCUCGUAAUACUCGUCAGCUAUCACCCUCUGACAAUCACCAAUGCGCUUUCCUCGACAACUUCUCCCUCGACAACUUCUCCCUCGGCACCUUUGGUGUGGCCCUCAGCAGUCCUCGUGGACGGGACACCAAUCUUGAAGCCUCGCGAUUUCAAGAUCAUUGGGAUCCUCUUCUUCGGCAGAAGAGAUACCCUCUCAGUCCUCGAAUGCUACCUCCGCGCCAAUCUCGUAUCUCACGGCGGCUUUCUAGAUGAAAUACAUUUUGUUGUCAACACCGGGAAUGAAGAUGAUAUAGCAUGGCUCGCGAACAUGGUGGUUCAAGUCAAGGACUACAGAAGGGUGGAAUUGGAAGAAGACGGUUUUACUCAGAACUUCAACUCGAUUUACGCCCAGUCCAUCGAGCGCGAUCAUAUGUACAUCAAGAUCGACGACGAUUUGGUCUGGAUGAGCCCCACGGCCAUCCCGGAGCUCGUCAAUACCAAGCUCAACCACCCCGAAUCCUUCGCCGUCCUCGCUUCCCUCAUCAACUCGGCAACCAUGGGUUGGGUCCAAUACCGCCUCGGCGCCGUCCACUCCUACUUCCCGGAACGCCAGCCUCCGAUCCUCGAACCCUCCUCCGAAGACACCGGCGACGAAUCCUACGGCCCGAAAGCGUGGCGCGCGUCCGCUCUCCCAACGUGGCAGUCCCCAAACGGCGACGAUGAAAUCGAAGAGUUUCCCCACGCCGACAAAGCAGGGAAAGCGGACAAAGCCCCCAUCGGCUCGAUCGGAGGGGCUCCGUACGCGAACCACCGCUGGUUGCCCUUGCGCGAUGAGGAUCGAUACAUAGCCAAGACCCCGAUCGCGGAGGCGGAAUACCAAGGCGACGGCAACAGUUGGCACAUGUGGACGAUCGCGGCGCAGCAGCACUACUCGUUGCUGGAGAAUCUGGAAAAGGGGCUGCUGAGGAAAUAUCACAUUGGCGACGAGGGAAUCUGGAACAUGCGUUACGACCGCACCAACAUCAACCUGUUCGCCAUCUGGGCCAACGACAUUCUGGACAACCUACCCUUCGAGGGUGCCGAUGACGAGCAGUUGAUUUCCAGCGAUCUGCCGAGGAAGCAGCAUCGUCAAAACCUCGUCCAGACCCGCGCCCUCACCGCUCACUUCAGCUUCGCGGUCCAAAAAGAAAUGUACGACACCGACCUCCUGAGCCGCUACCGCGCCUACGCGAACGAGAUGGUCUGCACGGCCGAGAACCAGAUCCCGAUUGUGAAUCUAGCCUCCGAAGAGAAAGAUCAAGAGACUCGAUGGAGGUAG
Letharia columbiana is the source of this 1440-nucleotide messenger RNA. RefSeq lists its product as uncharacterized. Lineage: Eukaryota; Fungi; Ascomycota; Lecanoromycetes; Lecanorales; Parmeliaceae. The coding region runs from base 1 to 1440 and encodes 479 amino acids. The transcript is spliced from 3 exons. The record is from RefSeq and is a predicted model, not a curated record.